AUGAGCGUGAGCAAUGGAUUGCACAGUUCGACCAAUUCGAAUAACCCCAGUCUUCCUACAACCCCAAUGUCCCCCUCCUUCCAACCUCAAAACGAGCAGCAGCCGGCCUCGGUGGACUUGGAGCAAGAGAAAAAGCGCCGCAGACGAAGCCGUCGAGUGAGGCGUUUUUUCGCAACGAUUGUAAAUAACUAUAUCUUUGUACUUAUUAUGUGGAUCGCUCUCAUCGUGGAUCUCCUUCUCUCCUUUCUGCCGCUUUCUCUGUACGUGGGAGGCGCGUUCAUCUUGGAAGAUCUCUUAAACAUUUGCGGUGAAAACUGGAAGCGAAAAUCGGGAGUGAGGCGAAUUCUGUUUUCGAUCAUCGAUAUCGUGAUUCUCGCGGCGAUCUUCGUGUUCUAUUUCAUCAAUUUUACCAGUUCGCGCGUUGAUAAAAUCGUCGGAUCGGUUCUCGGUCUACUCAAGUUUGUUCGCUCGUUGAAAGUCGGACCACUCAGGCUUCUCUCGCGGCUAGCUCGUGGAGUAUCAGAAAACCACGUUGUCUCAUCACUUCCGCAAGCGAUUCAACCGAAAUCGAAACCAGCUGGGCGACAGCUCGUUGGACCUAACGUUCAUCACCAGUACGCUUCGCUUUGUGGCAGUCAAUCGCUAGACAACAUCAUCGCGAUGUCCUGGCCCGGGUCCUUUUUCGAUUCCAUGUGGCGAAACAACAUCCACGAUGUGGAGGGCUUUUUGAAUCGCAACUACAAGGGAAACUACUGGGUAAUCAAUCUCUGCGCUGAAAGCAGCUACUCCUCGUCCACCAUUCCGCCCUUCGGCAAUCGUUUUACGCAUUACUCGAUUCGCGACCACAACGCUUGUUCGCUCAACCAAAUCAAAACCAUCGUCGAGCAGUGUCGCGAGUUGUUCAAUCGCAAUCCCCUCAGCGUCGUGGCCAUUCACUGCAAGGGCGGGAAAGGCCGUACCGGAAUGAUCGUCAGCUGUCUGCUGCUGAAGAUGUCCGUCUGCGUGAUGGCUCAAGACGCACUGCUGUAUUUCGCACAGCGACGAACCACCAAAAAGACGGGGUUCUCGAUCAAAGAGCAGCGCGUGUCGAGUCCCUCCCAGAUUCGCUAUGUGUUUUACUAUCGCCACCUUCUCGAAAACGAAAUCCCCUCCUCGCGGCCGCUCUCUCUCAAAGCCAUCGCCGUGCACACGGAGGUGGGGAGGUUCAUCAAGAGCCACCAAUUCGUCGUGCGGAUCUACAAAAUCGUCUUCGAGCACAAUCUCCCCGAGAGCUCGCAGCUGGACGAACGGCAGAAGCGAUCCUGCUGGCGCUCCAUUCAGUCCUAUCUGCUGAUUCGAGCCGAAGAGGAACAGACCACGCAUGAUGAUUGCAUGUACGAAAACUGGGUCUUGCAGCGGAAAAUCCCAUUGAAACUGAGCCAGAACGGCGAUUCGCUUGUGGCUCGAAUCGAGGAGCCCGAGUUUGUAGAACUCGAUGGAGACGUUCGAUUGGAGCUCGCAGAAGAGGGAACGAUGAGCUCGUCGGUUUGUUUUGUUUGGCUGAACACCGCCUUCGUUUCGGAUCGCGAUUUCUGGAUGCAGGACUGGGAGAUCGAUCAUUGUUCCGGCUACGAAGACAAAAACCUCGGACUCCAUCUCUGCGUGGACGGCGACAAUCUCCGCGGAACGAUCAACUACGACAAGAUCCCGCAGCCCGCGAAGCCUCGCGAAAACAGCAGCGCGCGGCCGAUCGGAUUGCUCCGCGUAACACCGCCGCCUCGCUCGAAUCUGGGCAGUCCGACGUCGCAGCACGAGGGCAGCACGAAUCUCUUCAGAUCGCUGUUCAUGAGCAGCAGCUUCUCUCAUGAGAAUCGACACACGCCGCAAUCUGGCAGCGAUUUGGUAGCCAACGAGAUUCAUAUGAGUUCGCCAGCACUGCAAUCGCGAGGCUCGCAGCGCAUGUCAGAGCCGCCACCAUCGACAUUGGCGCCUUCGCGAGGCUCGCAGCGACUGUCCGAGCCGAUGCCGUCGGCGAAAUCGGCGUCGCCGAUCGAAGAGACGAUGGAGCGAACGCUGUCGGGGAAGCAGGAUGAAGGAGGGAAGGAAGGCGCGACGGCGAAGACGGGAAGAGGGUCGAAGUCGAUGAAGAUGACGAAGAUCGAGACGUUGCGGCGAUGCGGAAGGAGUUGA
Molecule: messenger RNA, 2169 nt
Organism: Blastocystis hominis
Lineage: Eukaryota; Bigyra; Opalinata; Blastocystidae
Exons: 11
Coding region: 1-2169 (722 amino acids)
Biological process (GO): dephosphorylation
Cellular component (GO): cytosol
Molecular function (GO): phosphatidylinositol-3,4,5-trisphosphate 3-phosphatase activity
Source: RefSeq, a predicted model, not a curated record